UUGUUUUCCACCCACUUCCAAGUCGAUACUAUCUGCCGUCUCAUGUCCAUCCUAUAGCCUAUAUAAGCGGCUGCGCUGGGGCUGACGGCGAUGGAGUAGUUUGUGGAUACGGCGGGAGUGUAGGGACGGGAGAGGGGCGGGCAGGCCAGCCGCGGAAAACUUGGACUCCUCGCCGCACGCUGCCGUCUGAGGAGAGCCGGGGAGAGGCUCCCGUGGGGAAGACACUGCCGGGACAGAGACACAGUGAAAAUAGGAGGCUUCUCACAGGAAGGGAUACUUUCUUUCCAGCUGCUCCUGCACACCGCUGGUCAGACUGCGAUGAGUGGACUGAGGUCUUAUGGGCUGCUGGGGCUGCUGCUCUUAAUGCUCUCGGCAGGAUAUUGCAAAGAGAAAACUGACUCUGCAGAUUUGAAGGACAGGCAAAGUCUCCUAAAUCUGAUCAUGGAGAUCAUUCAGGAACUGAAAAGGUACCACCUGGAGAAGGACAGUGGGCUGCAGUACUUUUCCAAGCAUGACUAUAACUUAGAUCGAAGAGAAGUGCCAGACUAUGGAGGAUACCAGGAUGAGCAGAGAGUGGAAAUAGUUCCCAGAGAUCUGAGGAUGAAAGACAAGUUCUUAAAGCAUUUAACAGGCCCACUCUACUUUAGCCCCAAAUGUAGUAAACAUUUUCAUCGACUUUACCACAAUACAAGGGACUGCACCAUCCCAGCAUACUAUAAAAGAUGUGCCAGGCUUCUUACUCGGUUGGCAGUAAGCCCAAUGUGCAUGGAAGGAUAA
Pogoniulus pusillus (Red-fronted tinkerbird) is the source of this 777-nucleotide messenger RNA. It is a transcript of the gene ALKAL2, whose product is annotated as ALK and LTK ligand 2. The transcript is spliced from 5 exons. Gene Ontology annotation, molecular function: receptor tyrosine kinase binding; receptor signaling protein tyrosine kinase activator activity. The record is from RefSeq and is a predicted model, not a curated record. The coding region runs from base 319 to 777 and encodes 152 amino acids. Gene Ontology annotation, biological process: positive regulation of ERK1 and ERK2 cascade; positive regulation of ERK5 cascade. Lineage: Eukaryota; Metazoa; Chordata; Aves; Piciformes; Lybiidae.